Molecule: messenger RNA, 1320 nt
Organism: Schizosaccharomyces osmophilus
Lineage: Eukaryota; Fungi; Ascomycota; Schizosaccharomycetes; Schizosaccharomycetales; Schizosaccharomycetaceae
Gene: alp5
Product: actin-like protein Arp4
Exons: 1
Coding region: 1-1320 (439 amino acids)
Biological process (GO): regulation of transcription by RNA polymerase II
Cellular component (GO): NuA4 histone acetyltransferase complex
Molecular function (GO): chromatin binding
Source: RefSeq, a predicted model, not a curated record
AUGAGCGGUAAUGCCUUUUAUGGAGGAGAUGAAGUUUCAGCUAUUGUCAUAGAUCCUGGAAGCAAAUGGACGAGAAUUGGGUUUUCUGGAGAGGAUAUACCAAAAUGCGUUUUGCCAAGUAAUUAUGGCGAAUUUGAAAAUGGAAGAAGACUUUUUGGCGAGGAAUAUAUAUAUCAACCUCAUAAAGGGAUGGAAAUUAAAAGGUCUAUCUCCAAUGGAUGGAUUCAACAUUGGGAUGCCACUCUGGAUCUUUGGCAGUAUGCGCUGAAGGAACGAUUAAAAACUGACCCAGUAGAGCAUCCAAUCCUAGUCACUGAGCCAUUCGAUAAUCCCUCCGAAAACCGAGUCAAAACUUUGGAAAUGGUAUUUGAAUCUUUGGGUAGUCCAGCUACGUACUUAGCGCGGCAAGAAACAUGUGCUGCCUUUGCCAGUGGAAAAGGUACAGCUUGUUUAAUAGAUGUUGGAUAUGACAGAGCUUCUGUUUCUGCUAUUCAUGAUGGGUUUGUCCUUCAAAAACCUUACAACGUACAGCAAUUUGCUGGUGCUGCUUUAGAUGAAAUUAUUGCGGGCACUCUAGGACAAAAGGGUUACGAAACAACUCCUAAAUACCUUGUUCGCAGUAAGCAUCCCGUAGGGAUUGGCGAACCUCCAAAAUAUGAGCGCGCUAACGUUGAGGCUACAGAAUCAUUCCAUCGUUUUCAACUAGAAAGAGUGUACGAUGAAUGGAAAGAAGAAUGUGCUUUGACAUCCGAUGUUCCUUUUGAUUCGAACGGUACCAUAAUUGAUUCAGAAUUUGAAUUUCCAGAUGGCGCUAGAGUAGUGUUUGGGGCCGAUCGCUACCAAAUUCCAGAACGCUUAUUCAAACCCUCUGAAGAUACGACAAUGGACGAGCAAGAUGAUGAAAAUGAAAAUGGAAAGGAUGAGGAUAAGGAUGAGGACGAGGAUGAUGAAGAGAAAAAGGGUACGAACAAUCAAGUAACGAAAGGCACUCUUGGUUUAUCUCAAUUGUUCCAAAACUGCAUUUCUGAAUGCGAUGUUGAUAUCCGGAAUUCCUUAUUUAACAAUAUUGUCGUUUGUGGCGGGACAAGUUUACUGCAAGGAUUUUCUUUUCGUUUGCAAAACGAUUUAUCUAAAAUAUAUCCUGGUAAUCGUUUAAAGAUACACGCUUCUGGUCAUAUUAUUGAACGUAGCUACGCUUCAUGGUUAGGAGGAUCUAUCCUUAGUAGUUUGGGAACUUUCCAUCAAUUAUGGAUUUCUAGACAAGAAUACGAUGAGCAUGGAGCUGAUCGUCUGGCUUUGAUUGAAAAGCGAUGUAAAUGA